ACCUUUUCGUGCCCCCCUCUUCAACGAGGCAAGUGUCUCCAGUCCCAGGGCGCACAGGAGGCUGCCAGGCUCCUCUCCAGGACACUCUGCUCCAGACCUUUGCUCACACGCUUCCUCGACCUUGAGAACCUUCCUGCCCCUCCACACCAAUGCACCCAGCUUAUGUGACUGUCCUCACAAGCCUACGCAACUUAUAUUCUGUUGUAUUUAGUUUUUGUAUGAGCAUCUCCCUCAACUGAACCUUGAGCUCUGCCAUGUCUGGGAUACAAUACCAGCAGGCACUUAGUGAAUGUUUGUUGAGUGAAGAAAAUCCAUCAAUAAUUCAAAGAACUAUUCACCCAUUCCUUGGUCUCUCCAUGAAAUUCCAGACAAACCCUGCCUCCCUCACCUGCUCCCGCAGUCAAUAUGAGUUGAGUCCGUUAGCCUGGUCCUGUGGUUCCCCUCCGGCUGGCUCACUUGCUCCUCCACGGCCUCUGUGGACCCUCUGCCCACCUCGCAUCCUCCUCAUAUCUCUUCUGCUUCUGCAGGGAGGGGCCGGGCCUCCCCUUGUGUCUCCAUCCGAAUCAUUUCUGCCCUCCCAUCCUGCCUCCCAUGACUUCUCGAAGCCCUCCAUGGUCUCAGCAAAACUGAGUCUUCAUAUUCUCUGAAUCUCGUGAUGUUGUUUUCCCUUUUGCGUCACAUUUGUCUGUGAGAACUCUUGACCAUCUCCCAACACGGAGUUUCGGUUAUUUCACAAAAACUCAAAGGUAUUUGUAUAGAAGGCCUUCCACGAGGGGUAGAUGACAAGCAUGGUCCCUCCAACUUGGAGGUUUAGGAUUCCGGACAUAAAGGAUGUGCAGCUCCUGGAUGCAAAUCAGGAUAAGACAGGCUGAUUUGCAACUGACCUUUGGUUACUCUCUCAGCUCAGAGCCUUUGUAAGUGAGACACCUUCACUUACUUAAGAAUACCUCAUACCUUCCAGAGAGGCCCUUGAAGAUUGUCCUAGAGAUAACGGGCCGGAUUCUCCUGACCCCGCUAGGAGUCUGCUGAGGCAUAGAUGGCACUGAGGAGUGCGCCUUGAGCCAAAGGUCCACGGAAAAGGACCCACAGGCUGAGAGUAGGUCCAGGAAGUACAGGCAAAGCGCUGCAGAGAACACUAGGGCCACCAGUCCAAGCCCAUGUCCGGCGUCAGAGCCCAGACACAGAGGGGACGCAAGCUGUCCUGAUAUUUUAUGUUAUUUUAUCUUAUUUAUUUUGUUUUAUUUUUUUAAAGAUUUUUUUUGCAAGGCUGGGGAUGUGUCCUCUGUGACUGGGACCUUGUGGUUUCCUGACCCAGAGGCCGCCUGCUGUCGAGUGUCUGAGGGAGGGGAUAGGCUGACCUGGCUUAAAGGGCAGAAGCUGGACUCUCUGUCCUGGUGCUAGGGGUGCUCGGCCCCUCCCUGCCCGGAGGGUCUCCCUGAUCCGUUAGACCCUCGAAGAUGAGAAUGUGGGCAGAGGAGCCUGGUUUCAAACUUCAGGCCCAAAGACCACCCUUGUCCCAACACCGAGAGCAAAGGCCAGCUUGGUGAGGACUGCGAGCAACAGCGCAGAGUCUCCGAGUGUCCCCACGGCAGGGAUUUUGCUGCCGUGGAUGAUUUCACUCGAUGCUGAGUGUUCGCCAGAGUUCUGAUCAGAUCGCUGAGCACAUGAUCCUGUCUGCUCCUGUUGAUGCUCAUGGGAAAGUGUGCCUGAUGCCAGGGCUGCCCAGAGCCCAGGCCUCCUCGAGGGACGGGAGGCCUGCAGGUCAGCCUGAUGCAGACACGGGCGGCGGCUGCUUGGGGAACAUUUGGCUGGUGCCAGCGGAGGUUCCCGGCAGAUAGCACCUUCCCAUCUGCCCAGCCAGCCACUCGGCUGCGUCCCCAGCUCUCCCUGGAAGAUCGCCUACGGCACAAGGGCCUUCUCUCUCCUCUUCCUGCUUCGAACUUCUUGGUGAGAAGAGUUUGAGAAUGUGCCCAAGAACCCCGAUGCGGGGCCCGGACAGAGAGUCACCCCCCCCGCCCCGCUCUGGUCUCUGCCUGGUCAGCGGGUGAAGGAUGAAUGGCCAGCGCCCGAGGUCACACCAGUAUUGGAUUGUAGCAGAAAAAAAGAAAACCGUAUUUCAUGGCAGAGGACAAACCUCCGGGGCCCAUCCUGAAGCCGCUGGUGUUUCGCGUAGAUGACAGCACACCCGAAAUGGUGCAGAGUGUCCUGCUGGAGCGUGGGUGGGACAAGUUCGAUGAAGGAGAGCAGAACGUGGAAGACUGGAACCUGUAUUGGAGGACCUCCUCCUUCCGGAUGACCGAGCACGUCAACAUCAAGCCGUGGCAACACCUCAACCACCACCCGGGCACCACCGAGCUCACCAGGAAGGACCAUCUGGCCAAACACCUGAAGCAGAUGAAGAAGACGUAUGGCACGCCCCUGUAUGAGUUCAUCCCCCUGACGUUCAUCAUGCCCAAGGACUACAACAAGUUCGUGGCCGAAUAUUUUAGGGAGAAGCACGUGCUGGGCGCCAAGCACAGCUACUGGAUUUGUAAGCCUGCCGAACUCUCUCGCGGGAGGGGCAUCAUCAUUUUCAGUGACAUUAAAGACUUAAUCUUUGAUGAUACAUAUGUAGUACAGAAAUAUAUCUGCAACCCUCUCCUUGUGGGCAGAUAUAAAUGUGACCUCCGCAUCUACGUUUGUGUCACCGGCUUUAAGCCUUUGACCAUUUAUAUUUACCAAGAAGGGCUAGUGCGGUUUGCCACAGAGAAGUUUGACCUCAGUAAUCUGCAGAACAAUUAUGCCCAUUUGACCAACAGCAGCAUCAAUAAAUCUGGGGUCUCAUAUGAGAAAAUCAAAGAAGUGAUUGGUCACGGCUGCAAGUGGACCCUCAGCAGAUUCUUCUCCUAUCUUCGCAGUUGGGAUAUGGAUGACCUGCUUUUGUGGCAGAAAAUCAACCACAUGGUUAUUCUCACGGUGCUCGCCAUCGCUCCCUCGGUCCCCUUCGCAGCCAACUGCUUUGAGCUCUUUGGGUUUGACAUUUUGAUUGAUGACAACUUGAAACCGUGGCUUCUGGAGGUCAACUUCAGCCCCGCCCUGUCCGUAGAUUGUUCGGCGGACGUAUCAGUGAAGAGGAAGCUUAUCCAUGACACGAUUGAGCUGAUUUACUCACAGGGUCUAAGAAACGAGAGGAUGGAAUGUCGUGACAGUGCCAAGGGGAGCCGCAGCGUCUCCCUCGCCAAGCUGGACAUGGGUAGACUCAACAAGGCUUGUAGCGCUCUGUCCUGUGAGUCCCUCUUACAGCUCACAGGUAGGACAUUUAAGGAUGAAUCUGCUGUGAAGAAAGCCAUAAAAAUAUGUCCUGAAAAUAAACAUGCCUCCCAGCCGAGGGAAAUGACGAGCAGGAAGAAGGACCUACUUCUGUCAACAAAAGAACCCCCCAAAACCAAGCCAAAGCUAAAGGGUAGACACUCGACCCAUAAGACGCUCAUUCCAUUCAUGUCACUCAUUCAAUCAUGCGUGGGCAAGACCAGCAUCUCCCCGUGCCUCCCCUCGGACAACAGCAAGGUGCCGGAUCUCCAAGCAGGGAACUUUGUGCUCAUUUUUCCUUUCAAUGAAGCUACUUUUGGAGCUUCUAGGAAUGGAUUAAAUGUCCGAAGAAUAAUCCAAGAGCUCCAGAAGCUAAUGAAUAAGCAACAUCCCCACAUGGCAGAAAAGGAAGCAAAAAGAAGGUAAAAGAGUUUUGGGGAAACCAGGGAUUCCGUCGCCAGGGACAGCAACAGCUCAGCCCUUGACCUCUGCAUUCAGCACAUCGACCACGUCAUUGGGACCCCUGAUGUGGGUGCGUAUGUAAAUAUAACUACUCUGCAAAU
Mirounga angustirostris (Northern elephant seal) is the source of this 3851-nucleotide messenger RNA. It is a transcript of the gene TTLL2, whose product is annotated as tubulin tyrosine ligase like 2. Gene Ontology annotation, cellular component: cilium. Lineage: Eukaryota; Metazoa; Chordata; Mammalia; Carnivora; Phocidae. The transcript has 2 exons. The coding region runs from base 2119 to 3714 and encodes 531 amino acids. Gene Ontology annotation, molecular function: tubulin-glutamic acid ligase activity; tubulin binding. Gene Ontology annotation, biological process: microtubule cytoskeleton organization; protein polyglutamylation. The record is from RefSeq and is a predicted model, not a curated record.